Lampris incognitus (smalleye Pacific opah) is the source of this 3694-nucleotide messenger RNA. It is a transcript of the gene edc3, whose product is annotated as enhancer of mRNA decapping 3 homolog (S. cerevisiae). The record is from RefSeq and is a predicted model, not a curated record. Gene Ontology annotation, biological process: P-body assembly; deadenylation-independent decapping of nuclear-transcribed mRNA. The coding region runs from base 131 to 1576 and encodes 481 amino acids. NCBI's taxonomy places the organism in Eukaryota, Metazoa, Chordata, Actinopteri, Lampriformes, Lampridae. Gene Ontology annotation, cellular component: P-body. The transcript has 7 exons. Gene Ontology annotation, molecular function: mRNA binding.
GGGGGGGCGCAGCAAUAUAUGACGACAUCCGAAGCUGAAUAGCUAACGAAGCGUAAAAUUCUUUCAUUGGAAUAAAAUUGUCAAUUUAGUCCUUGUGCGUGCUCCUGGAAAAGCAUACAUUACAGAAAGGAUGGCUGCGGAUUGGUUGGGCAGUUUGGUUUCUAUAAACUGCGGUCCAACACUUGGAGUCUAUCAAGGGGAAGUAUCUUCUGUGGACCAGUCAAGCCAGACCAUCUCCCUCAAGCAGCCUUUCCACAAUGGUGUGAAGUGUCCUGUUCCUGAGGUUACUUUCAGUGCCAUGGACAUUAGAGAGCUGAAGAUUUUGGACAUCCGAAAUGGCAAUCCUGGAAAUUGCUCUUCUGUGUCCACAAAAGGAAACAGUGCUCCAGUUGCAGUCCCAAGGGAUGACCAAAGGGCCCAGGAGAGGCUAAACUCGCCACAGCACUAUUCCAAAAGUUAUGGAGACCGCCAUCUGGAUGUACCUGUUCAGCCUAAGGGGUUUCGUCGAAGGCACAACUCAUGGUCAUCCAGUAGUCGAGGGGCUAACCAGGUCACUCCCAAGAAAAAUGGGGUAAAGAACGGCAGUAGCCAGAUAAAGCACAGAGACGAUGAAUGUUUUGGUGAUGGAGUGGAUGAUGGGUUGGAUACAGACUUUGACUUUGAGGGCAACCUGGCUCUCUUUGACAAAGCAGCAGUUUUCUCAGAGAUUGACACAUCAGAGCGCCGUGGCAAUGGUGCGAGGUCACGUGGGACGCCUCAAGAGCAGACUCCUUCACGAUACCGUCAUGAUGAAAACAUUCUGGAGGCCAAGCCCAUUGUUUACAGGCAGAUUGCUGUACCACAGCCUGGGGCCAAAGAAUACUGCACUGAUUCCGGGCUUGUUGUACCCAGUAUAUCCUAUGAACUACACAAGCGUCUGUUGUUGGCGGCUGAGCGUCACGGUCUGUCAUUGGCACGGCGGCUAGAAAUGACAGGUGUGUGUGCCAGUCAGAUGGCACUAACACUGCUGGGUGGGCCCAACAGACUCACCCCUAAGAAUGUGCAUCAGCGUCCCACAGUGGCUCUGUUGUGUGGCCCUCAUGUGCAGGGUGCUCAGGGCAUCAGCUGUGGUCGUCAUCUGGCCAAUCAUGAAGUGGAGGUCAUCCUGUUUCUGCCAAAUUUUGUUAAGAUGCUUGACUCCGUCACCAGUGAACUCGCCCUCUUUAGCAAGACUGGGGGCAAGCAAGUGUCAAAUAUCAAAGACCUUCCUGACACCCCAGUAGACCUCAUCAUUAACUGCCUAGAUUGUCAUGAAAACACAUUCCUAAUGGAUCAGCCUUGGUACAGAGCAGCUGCAGACUGGGCCAACCAGAACCGAGCACCAGUGCUAAGCAUAGACCCUCCAGUGAGUGGACAAGAGCAGGCAGUUGAGGCGAAGUGGUCCCUCUCUCUUUGCUUGCCCCUUCCCAUGGCUGAAGGAGCUGGGAGGAUUUACCUCUGUGACAUAGGGGUUCCCUGCAAAGUGUUUCAGGAGGUUGGGAUCAAAUACCACUCUCCUUUUGGCUGCAAGUUUGUCAUUCCCUUGCACUCUGCAUAAUGGAACUGACAAGAAACAAAAUGGAUCCAGUUUGGUUAUUGGGGCCUUACAUUUCAGACUUUCAACCAUUUUACACCCUAGAGAACUUGCGUGCCCCCCCUCCCCAUUUUAGGACCACUGAUUUGUACGUCAGUUUUACAAAGGCUAACGGCCCAUUGAUUGGAUAAAACACCAUUACAUAUCGGUUACUUGUUUUUAUUGAAAAAAUGUCUUUAUUUGGUCACUUUUUAAGUCACUUGAAGUAACUUAAACUAACAAGUUUAGUCAAGUAACUAACAUAGCAUAAGUAGACCUGAUUUGUACAGAAAUAAUCUGACCCCAAUUAUUAACAUUAAAUGGAAUAAAAAUGUUCCUACAAUUUGCAGUAACAAAGUGCUAAAUCUUAUCGAUGUGUUACUGCAUUGCAAUCUGGCAUGCACAAUCAGUGAAUCACCAUAUAGUACAUGUGGAUACUACGAUAUUUAGAGUUGUUCAGAAAUGCAGUUUAAAAUGUGUCCUUGCAUCUUCUAAUGGCUUUGCUUUUUAUCUGCUAUCCUCAACAACACUUAAGUUCACUUAGUACUUCCCAUAAAUAUCAACCUUUGUAUCUGCAGUGAAUGAGGCUUUUUUGAUAUUUGUAUAUGCCAGGUUCAAAAACUGCACUAAUAUUGUUUUGGCAGCUAUUGCAGUUUUUUUCUGAGCUCACUUUUUUUUUACCCAGUUUUGUGCUCUGUGGGUUGCGCAUUCUCUAGGCUGAUGUUUCAUCAAACCUGACUUACUUCUUAUUACUGAAAACAGUGGACUAAAAUCUACAUAAUAACCUAACGGUGAUACAUUGAUAACAUGUCAAUGUAUCACUAAAGUCUAAAACAAUGCAAAUGCUUCUUCAGCUAAACCAUUUAGGUUAGAGGAAUAACUGCCUUUGUCAUGGAAAAUGUAAUCAGAGCUAGUAAUCGGAGUCAGUAUCUAGCUUUUUCCAAAGGAUAAAUUCUUGUAUCCUUAACAUCUGUUGUGUGGAGGACCCUUUUUCAUUAGGAGUGAGUCUUAAUAUACAUAAAUGAUCUUAACACAUGACACCCUGCUCUGAGCAAUGGGCUUUGAACAAAUAUAUCGUGUUGAGAAAACAAAAUAUUGUUCAGUUUUUUUUAUUACCACCUCUCCCUUCUAACAUUGUUGAGGUAUGUAUCCUUAUGAAUGUGACUAUGAUUGUUAGUGAUCAUAUAUUCAAACUGGUGGUGAGAGGAAAUAAUUAAGUAAAGUAGCCUUUUGAUACCCUGACAGACGGUCUGAAGUUGUCUUUAUGUGAGUCUGCUGUUUACAUUUCAAUCCAUACAGGACCACAGUAGGUUGUUUGUUGGUUUGUGCAGAGAACUAUGAAGCAAUGAUGCGCCAGUUGAGGCACAAGUUGAAACAUGUUACGCUCAUUGCCCACAUUUUUUCUUUCUUUCUUUUUAAAAAAAAAAUACAAUCCAUGAUUUUAUGGAGGCCUAUGUAACCUUUUCCCCCCAAACAAAGUAAUGUUAUGGUGUCUCAUUUGUUCAUAUUUGUCAUACUUUUUUUGGCGUAAUAACUCAAGAGGAUUUGGAUAAUUUGCCAUUUGACCUGUUAUGUCCUCUGCAUACAUUUACCUACAUCUAGUUCAUGCAACUAUGAAGUAGUUUUUGCAGACAAAUCUGCUGGCUGCUGCUGUUUCAAAAAUUCCUAAUGUGAUAUGCAUCUCAGUUGUCGACAGGUCUAAAGAACAUGCUUGACAAGGUCCUGAACAUGACUUGACAGGAAGUGGGUUUUUUUUUUUUCGUUGACUGCCAUGUGUGUUUUUGCCCACCUUUUUCAUUAUUCUGCUACAAUAGACACCCAGUUUUACAGGAGCCAAUCAAUGACAGUGAAUUCCCUAACAAAAUGUGAAUAGUCAGGUGCCAAUAAAUUGACCUUGACUGGGCAUAUUGACGUGUCUGAAAGCACAAUUAAAAAAAGAGAUGAUUGGUAACCAGAAUUUAUCAAAUUUGUUAAUGUGUAGAGUAUAAAGUUAUGGUCAGUAUUGUCACUGGCAGUACAACCGUUUGUUCCCUCACCCAUUUAAGAAAAGCACUGUGCUUCUUGUGCAGAGCAUAUGGAAUGGCUCAUUAAAAGUUUCUUGAU